CAUGCAACCACCCACAGCCCCAGACAGCCUCGUGGGCAGCUCCUGCUCCAGCCCUUGGGGGUUUUUGCUGUCCCGUGUCACCGAUGGUCACCUGCCCUGUCUUUUCCCACAGGUGAGCGUGGCAGGCUAUGGGAUGGAUGAAGCUGAGCAGGACCAGUAUGAAGCUCGCCUCAAGGAGCUCUUUGACAGCUUUGACAGCACAGGCACGGGGUCCCUGGGGCAGGAGGAGCUCACUGACCUCUGCCACAUGCUGCACCUGGAGGAGGUGGCCCCGGCACUGCAGCAGACCCUGCUCCAAGGAAACCUCCUAGGCAGGGUCCACUUUGAUCAGUUUAAAGAAGCACUUAUCCUCAUCUUAUCCAGAACCCUGUCAAAUGAAGAGCACUUCCAAGAACCAGAUUGCUCCCCAGAAGCACAGCCCAAGUACAUCAAAGGCGGCAAGCGCUACGGGCGCCGCUCCCUGCCCGAGUUCCAGGAGUCGGGGCAGGACUUUGCCGAGGUGACGGUCAUCGAGCCGCCGGGCGAGGAGGCACGUCCUGCACACAUUGCUGCUGCCCAGGAGCACUGGAAGGCACGAGGCAGCGAGGAGUACGAGGCCGAGGGGCAGCUGCGCUUCUGGAACCCCGACGACCUGAACGCCUCCCCUGGUGCCUCCCCGAGCCCAGAGUGGAUCGAGGAGAAGCUCCAGGAGGUGUGUGAGCACCUGGGCAUCACCAGGGAUGGCCACCUGAACAGGAAGAAGCUGGUUUCCAUCUGUGAGCAGUACGGGCUGCACGCAGCAGCCGGGGAGAUGCUUGAAGAGGUGCUCCAUAACCUGGAGCAAGAUGGGACCAUGAGCAUAGAGGAUUUCUUUUAUGGCCUGUUCAGAAAUGGGAAAUCUCUCACACCUUCAGCAUCUACCCCCUACCGGCAGCUGAAGCGGCACCUCUCCAUGCAGUCCUUCGACGAGAGCGGGAGACGCACGGCCACCCCCUCGGCCAUGCCCAGCACCUUCGGCUUCUCCCUCUUCUCCAGCCUGGAUGAUGGCAUGGGCUAUGGCUGUGUGGAGGGAGUCCUGGACUGCUGGCACCAGGAGGGCAUAGAGAACAGCCAGGAGAUCCUGAAGGCUCUGGACUUCAGCUUGGAUGGGAAGGUGAACCUGACAGAGCUGACACUGGCACUGGAGAAUGAGCUGCUAAUCACCAAGAAUGGGGUGCACCAGGCAGCCCUGGCCAGCUUCAAAACAGAGAUCAGGCACUUGAUGGAGAGGUUUGACCAAGUGGCCAGGGAGAAGGAGAAGCUGAGGUCAGACCUGGAGAAAGCAGAGAAGCUGAAAUCCCUGAUGGCCUCAGAGGUGGACGAUCACCACGCUGCCAUCGAGCGCCGCAACGAGUACAACCUCAGGAAGCUGGAUGAGGAGUACAAGGAGCGAAUCGCCGCGCUGAAGAACGAGCUGCGCAGAGAGAGGGAGCAAAUCCUGCAGCAGGCCAAUAAACAGAGGCUGGAGCUGGAGCAGGAGAUUGAAAAGCUGAAAACAGAUGAGAACUACAUCCGAGACCGCCUGGCCCUGGCCCUGAAGGAGAACAGCCGCCUGGAAAACGAGCUGUUGGAAACAGGAGAAAAACUGGCUGAGUAUGAAAGUCUGGCAAGCAAACUGCAGAGGAACUUGGAAAAUGUCCUGGCUGAGAAGUUUGGUGACCUGGAUCCCACCAGUGCAGAGUUUUUCCUGCAGGAGGAGAGGCUGGCCCAGAUGAGGAGCGAGUACGAGCAGCAGUGCAGGGAGCUGCAGGACCAGAUUGAUGAGCUGCACUCAGAGCUGCAGGAGUACCGUGCCCAAGGCAAAGUGCUCAGACCUUCCCUGAAGAAUUCCUUGUCAGAAGAGUUUGACAUUGACAUGAAGACUCAUGGCAAUGGUGGGAUUGAGCCUGACCAAGGACUUGGUUCAGAAGACUGCAACCCAUUAAAUAUGAGCAUAGAGGCAGAAAUGGCCAUUGAGCAGAUGAAGGAGCAGCACCACAGGGAUCUGCAUCACCUCAAACAGGAGCUUGAAGACACAGUGUGCCAUUAUGAAAAGCAGCUGGAUGAGACAAAAGCCCACUGGGAAAAGGAGCAAGAGGAUAUGAGGCACAAGUAUGCUGAGGAGAUGAAUGUCAUGGAAAAGCAGAUCUCUGGCCUUAAAAAUCAAAUAGCAGAGCUGCAGGGAGAGGCAGCAGAGCUCAGAGAGCAGCAGGAGAAGCUCGACUGUAAACACAACGAGGAGAAAAACAAAUUACAGGUGCAUUUUGAUGAGGAGAAAGCCAGUCUGCAGGAACUGUUGAGGCAGGAGCAUGAAGAUGAUGUCAGGGCCAGACUGGAGGAGGUGAGUGAGAAGUUCAGGCAGGAACGAGAGGAGCUGAUCCAGAACAGUGUCUGGGUGGAAGAAAAGAUGAGAGUUGUGGUGCAGACCCUGCAGGAGGAGAAGGGGGAGCUGGAACGUGGCUUCCAGGAGCAGGUGAAGAGGCUGGAGGAGGUGCACGCCCUGGAGAAGGAGGAGCUGCAGGAGGAGCUGCUGAGGAAGCACCGGCAGGAGCUGGAGGAGGAAAGGAAAAAAAUGGCAAGUGACUAUAACAGAAGAGCAUCUCAUGCACAAACUCAGUUUUCUGUGGACACACAAACACUUGUGAAUAAAUAUGAAGAAACCCUUCAGAGUCUGGAAGGACGUUACCAGCGAGAGCUGCAGGAACUUGCUGAGCAGCAGAGAGAGGAGAAAUCCCAGUGGGAGUUUGAAAGGGAUGAAAUUGCUCAGGAGGUUGCUGAAGCCCACGAGCAGCUGAAGGAAAGCUUGGCAAGUGAGAAGGCUGUUUCUUCUGCCCUGAGCCAGGAGAGGGACAUCCUGGAGAAAAAUUUCAAGGAAGAAGUGAACAAGCUGGUGUGUGAGAGGGAGCAGCUGGAGAAGGAGCUGCAAGAGCUAAGGAGUGCUGCCCAGGAGCAAGAGGAAAAGAUGAAUGAGAAAAUAAGGCAGCUCCAAAAUGACCAUGAAAAAGAGCUAAAGGAGAAAGAUGAGCAUAUAUCAACAGUGGAGCAAAAUGGGAAACUGGUUGGGGAAAAGCUGGAGAGACUGGACAGUGAGUAUAAGCAAGAGAAAGAAGAGCUCAAUUCCAGACUUCUUGCUUUGGAGAGUUUAAACAGAGACAUUUGUGAAAGGGCAGAGACAGAAAAGACUGAGAUGGGUUUGGAAAUCUCAGAGCUCCGAGGGAAAAUACAGAAAUUGCAGUGGGAAACACGGAGUUUUUCUGCCCUGCAGAGCCAUUACAGGGUCCUGGAGAGCGAGUAUGCAAAAGCCAAGAGCCAGAUCGCUGCUUUUCCUGGGGCAGCUCCUCUGGGAGAUGAUGGGGAUGUUCUCCAAAACCUGCAGAGGGUGCACGAGCAGGCAGUGAAGGAGAAUGUCAGGAUGGCUGCCCAGAUCCUGAGGCUGCAGCACCGGCUGCAAGCAGCAGAGCAGGAGCUUCUGCAACCUGCCAGUCCCAGCUCAGACCCAGAGGAAACAGAUCCCAGUUUUGAAGGGUUGCCCAGUGAUUGUCAGGAUGUAGCCAUGGGAGCGGAUUUCAGUGUCCUUCCACCUCUGGAGGCUGAUACUACAGACCUGGAAGAGAUGUCAGAGAUGGAUUGGGAUUUGGAGGAGGGAUGUGUGAAAGCCAGAGCUGGUGGCCCCCCUGAGGCACAGGGGUGCUGGAUCCAGGGAAGUCAAGCAGCUCUGGAUGCUGAUGGCAUCCAGGAUUGUAACAAAAAUCUUUCUUGGGUGCUGCCAAAAAGGAGAGAUCUGGAAAAAGUUCCCAGGCCAAAAACGCUGCACAACGGUGUCAGACAGCAGAAGGUUCAUCUGCUAAAUCACAGAAGAGCUCCCAAAAAUAAAGGGUUUGUUUCUGAUGCUUUGAAGAUGCAGGUGGAGCUGGAGGGGGCUGAAGAACUGAGCGAAGCCUCUCUCCUGCUGGAUCACACUCCUGGGGCAGCAAAUGGUGACCUGAAGGGUGUAAUAGCUCAACUUUGGAAAAGGAUGGAAGAGCUGGAAGACAGAUCCCUGGCACAGGCUGAACUUCUGUCGCUACAAGAAGAAAUUCAGAUGGAAAAUGAGGAUCUGAAAGCUGAAGUGAUGCAGUUAAUUGAAAAAAAUGAAGUGCUGGAAGACAACCUGCGUAGGCUGAGAAGGCUUCAUGGUGAACAAGAAGAAAGUGAAGUGGAAAGCAUAAAGCUUGAAGAGGACAACAGCAAAUUCCUCGUGGAAGUUAAAGAAUUGGAAGAUGAUAAAGAACUGGAAGAUGCCCAAGAACAAGGAAAGUCAGAAGUGCCCAGUGACAGGAGAGGUGGGAAGCUGGAAGAACAUCCCACUGCACUUACGGGCCAGCAGGACAAGAAUUCCCACAGCCACAGCGCCGUGCCAGACGUGGGAGAAGCAGGAAUGAGGGAGCCCAGAGCAGAGGGGAAGGAGAGAGCUCUGGCUCACCCAGAGGCAGAGCAGAGGAAGGCCAGAGCGAGCCAGGGCUUGCAGAGCACGUGCACUGAGCUGCAGCACAAGGUUGACCUGCUGAGGUGUGAGGCCGAGAAGCUCCGCGAGGAAAACGCCGUCCUGAAAAACGAAGUGACUUUGUUAAAUGAGGAAGGGAGUGCUUCCAGCCUGAAACUGAGGGAGCUGAAUGGAUCCAGGGAAGAAAUGAGGCAGAAGAUAGAGGCUGUGAGAAAGGAGAAGGUGGCUGUGCAGAAGCUGGUUGACAACCUGAAAAAGCAGGUGGCAGAUCUGAAGACCAGGAACCAACAGCUGGACUCUGAAAAUACAGAACUCAGCCAGAGGAACUCCAAAAACCAAGCAGAUGUGCAGGAUCUCAAUCAACAGCUGGCAAAGAUGCUCGAGCAAAAGGAAAGGGAAGAGGGGAAGUGUACCCUGGAAGAAUGGGAAAAGGAAAGGCUGCUCCUGAAAGAGGAACUGGAAAACUCCAAAAUAGAGUCAUCAAACAUGGUGUCGUCUUUGGAGAUGGAGGUGUCGAAAAUGAAGGUGCAAGCUCAUCUGCUGGAGCAGGAGAACCACAUCCUGAAGCAGGAGCUGGAGAAGACAAAACAGCUGCCCAGAUGUCCUGAUCUCGCUGACCUUCAAAACGAAGUUUCAAGUUUAAUCACGAAAAAUGAAAAGCUGCAGGAAGAGAAAGAAGCCCUGAGUGAGGAGCUGAACAGAUGUAUUGAUAAGGUAGCUCAAGUCAGCUGCUUGGAGAGUGCAGUCAGCAGCUUGAAGCAGGAGCAGAAAUCCUGGGAGCAGCAGAGUCAGGCACUGAAAGCACAGCUCAGCCUCUCCCAGGACAAGGUUCAGAGCCUCAGUGAAACUCUGCAGAGCACCAACCUCCAAAUGUCCCAGCUGAAAUCCGACCUGCAGGGGACACAGCAGGAGAAGGAAACUCUGAAACAAGAAGUGAUGGCGUUGCACAAACAGCUGCAGAACACCAGUGAAAAGAACCGGGUUCUGGAAGUGGCUGUGCCUCCCUCAGGGCUGCAGGAGCAGCAGGGACUGAUCCCCUGGGACGAGCUGGAGCAGCCAGAGCAGGAGCAGAGGCUGCUCAGGCAGGAGAACGAGAGGCUGCAGAGGGAAGUGCAGAGCACUAAAACAGACCUGGCUCACUCCAGGGAAAAGAUCCGCCAGCUGGAAUCCACAGUCCUUUCCCUAAAGCACCAAAAGCAUCAAAGCCAGUCAGGGAUUGUCAAAGCCAUAGAGCAGGAGAAGCUGAGCUUGAAGAGAGAGUGUGAGCAGCUUCAGAAGGAGCUGUCAUCUGCAAACAGGAAGAUCAGUCAGAUGAAUUCUCUUGAACGUGAACUGGAAACCAGCUCAGAAAACGAAGGGCUGAGGAAAAAGCAAGUCAAGCUGGAUGAUCAGUUAAUGGAGAUGCUCCAGUCCAGGGGGAUGCAUAGCCAGAGCUCCCAGCAGCAAGGCUGUGCCACGGUGCCCAGGGAACAAUUCCUGCAGCUCCAGCAGCAACUGCUGCAGGCAGAGAGGAGGAGUCAGCACCUGCAGGAAGAGCUGGAGAGCAGACCCUCGGGGACAAACAUGCAGCAGGGGGGUCAUGAGCAGCUUCUAAAAAUGAUGGAAGAGCGGAUGAUGGAUGUGGAGCAGAAAUUAAGGCUUGUGAAGAGGCUUCUCCAAGAUAAAGUAAAUCAGCUGAAAGAACAACUGUCCAAGAACACCAAGGCAGACGCCAUGGUCAAGGAUCUGUACGUGGAGAACGCGCAGCUGCUGAAGGCGCUGGAGGCCACGGAGCAGCGGCAGAAAAGUGCAGAGAGGAAGAAUUAUUUACUGGAAGAGAAAAUUGCCAACCUCAACAGAAUAGUGAAGAACUUGGCCUCCCCCUCCUUCAGCCCAGCAGCAGAGAUCAGGUCAUAGCAAAGCUGUUGUGCGUCACAGCCCCGAGCACUUUACUGAAAUGGGAAUAUUUCAGCUUCUCACUGCGUUGCCUUUUUGUACUCAAUGAGUUUUAGUGCCCAAACUGGACACUGCCAAAGGAGAAUUUUGUUGGUUCCCAAACUGGUUUUCUGCUAAGUUUUGCCUAAAAGUAAUCAUCACUCUGUAAGAAAAAAAUCCCGAACUUAUGUUUUUCUAGGUUAACUUAUUUUGAUGCCUUGGCUUUCAUUUAAAAUCCAAAUUCUGAAUUCCCUGUACUGGAUCAUCUAAAUUGAACAAAGGCCUAAAGCAAACUCAGAUUGUUGAACUGAAAACUUAACAAUAUUUUCAGCUCUCUAAAAUACUUCAUGCUCCAAACUUGGAAAUGCUGAUGGGUCAGUCUUCAACACUGUCAUUAGAAAUGUUGUUGAAGGCAGGACUUUGCUGGUGUGGGCUGUGUCCUGUAAACUGAUUCUGGUUUCUCUAAAGCAAUUAUUCAUUAGGCUCUGGGUUGUUCUUCAUGGCUGUUUCUCUGCAAAGCUCAGAAAAAGAAAAGGUUUAUUUAAAAUACAGAACUAGACUACUGCCUCCAACUAAGUGUAACAGUAUUUUAUCUGAAGAAAUUUCCCAGCUAGCAAAUAAAGACUAUGAUUUCCUUAUUUUUUAAGCUGUGCUGCCAGACAACUCUGAAUUGUAGAGGCCUUACUGCUUUUGUAUAUGGAAAUAAGUUAAACCAAGGAAGAGCCACUCAGCAGAAGCAAAGAUGGGAAUUUUGUUUAUGUGCUUUGUAAAUUCAGUAAAGCAGUGCAGUGUAUUUAUUAAACAGCUGGCAGAAGAAUGAAGAGGGGCACUUGGAUGAUUUUGUCAGUGGGAUCCUGUUGUUGGAACCCUCACAAACAUGGAGCUUUGCCAGGAAUGCAGCAUUUGUCCUGACCUGAGGAAUCAUUUGGAAAAGUCUUGUCUUUUGUGUUAAUCCUAGUACAGAAUCUAAGUCUGUCAUUAGUUGUGAAGAAACACAUUUAGUGAAAUUAUGAAGAACUCAGGGAAUAACAGCCUAAAUCAGCUUCCUUCAGCUAUAAAUGUGGGUAUUAAUGUCAGCAGGAGGAGACAAACACACCUUAGGGAGAGCAGGAUAAACCAAAUUGGAUUUGGUGAGUAUUACCUGGGUGCCAAGGUUGGGAUGAGAGGUGGAACCUCCUCUUGGAUCAGUGCAGAAAUGCAAAUUUUUUGGGAACCCCUUCAAGACAGAGGGGUUUGUCAGAAGCAGCUGGGUAAGAUAAACCUGCUCAAGGGUUUGUGUGUAAAGAUGCCCUGCCUCCCUCAGACCAGUAAGACACAAUUAAGUCAAACUGGGCACAGGGGCCAUACUGCAAUACUUGAAACUGGACCUCUUUAAAUACACAUGCUUGAGGAGGGGGAGGAAGAGGUGUUUUGUCUCAGAGACCACUGGCAAGCUCAUCAUUCUGUCAGGAGCCAAAACUCCUCCAGAAACUGGGGUAACACUGCCUGCAAGGUGUGGAAGAGCCUCUGGAAAAGGAGUUUUACUGUGUACUGAUGUGGCUGAGAGGAUGUUCCCUGUGUCUCUGGGGUUACUUAUCAAUUUUGGGGGGUUUGGGGUCUGAACUAGACACAGGAAAUGACCUUUUCCUCCUCUUCCCCCCUCCAUUGCUUUGUGCAGGCCACAAAGUGGAAAUGGAAAUAGAAUCACGGAAGAUUAUCAUGUUGGAGUCCUCAUAAAUUAUUUCACAGCUGUGCUUUUUGAAAUGCAUAUUGUGGAGAUUUCUCCAAGUCAUCCCCAAUUCAAGGAUUUACAGUUUUUUCAGAGGCUGCA
This is a messenger RNA of Ficedula albicollis (Collared flycatcher), 8204 nucleotides long. It is a transcript of the gene NIN, whose product is annotated as ninein. Gene Ontology annotation, biological process: centrosome-templated microtubule nucleation; centrosome localization; microtubule anchoring at centrosome. Bases 2 to 6376 code for a protein of 2124 amino acids. Gene Ontology annotation, cellular component: pericentriolar material; mitotic spindle pole; centrosome. NCBI's taxonomy places the organism in Eukaryota, Metazoa, Chordata, Aves, Passeriformes, Muscicapidae. Gene Ontology annotation, molecular function: calcium ion binding. The record is from RefSeq and is a predicted model, not a curated record. The transcript has 29 exons.